CACUAAGUCCGACAUAUGCGCAUUCAUACCAGUGAAUUGCCUUUUAAAUGCAAUAUUUGUGCGAAAGGAUUUACUGAAAAGAGUAAACUGAAAAGGCACAUGAGAACUCACGCAAAACAAUUCCCGUUCCAAUGCUCGAUUUGUCGACAAGGAUUCACAGUGAAACGGACAAAGGAGACGCACGAGAAAAACUGCAAUCCACGGCGAUUUGAAUGUUACUUGUGCAAAUAUGAUACAUUCAACAAAACACACAUAGUCGAUCAUAUGUGCAUUCAUACCGGAGACAGACCAUUCCGAUGUUCUCAUUGUGCGAAACGAUUCGCCAAGAAAUCUGAUUUAGAAUCGCACUUAAAACGACUUAAUGGCAAAGCGAAAGCACAAGUUCAAGAACUUUUCACUGUUGAAGAACGGCUGGAGAACGAAACCAAUUCAAAUGGCACUGAACAACAGAAUGGAGCGACAUCAGGCGUAGAAUCCAAAACAAAAUGUGAGUUUUGUAAUUAUGUGGCCAAACAUCCAUCAGAUCUGAUAAGGCACAGACGCAAACACACUGGCGGCAAACCAUUUGAAUGCAACAUUUGUGCGAAAGGAUUUACUACAAAGCAGAGUCUGAACAAGCACAUGAGAACUCACGCAAAACAAUUCCCAUUCCAUUGCUCGAUUUGUCGACAAGGAUUCACGGUGCAACGGACAAAGAUUGCGCACGAGAAAAGCUGCAGUCGACAACUAUUUGAAUGUUACUUGUGCAAAUAUGACACCAUACGUAAAGAAAAUUUAGUCAGACAUAUGCUCACUCAUACCGCAUCAUUCCGAUGCUUCCAUUGUUUCAAGCUAUUCACCACAAAGUCUACUUUAAAAUCUCACUUAACUAAAAACGAAAUGAAGUUACAGAAUGAAAAGGUUUUGACUGUCGAAGAAUGUCUAGAGAAAAUGUAAGUACAAAUUUGUUCAAAGCACAAGAAACUAGAUCGAAAAAAUGUCACCACUUAACGGGUUUAAUUAAGACGAAAUGUAUUUUACUAAUAUUACGAAUAUAAAAGUAUUCCCUUUCAAAGAGAAUUAUUGUUUAAAAUGAUAAGUUCUUCCAAAGAAUAAA
Messenger RNA from Contarinia nasturtii (swede midge), 1096 nucleotides. Its product is annotated as zinc finger protein 84-like. NCBI's taxonomy places the organism in Eukaryota, Metazoa, Arthropoda, Insecta, Diptera, Cecidomyiidae. Gene Ontology annotation, molecular function: DNA-binding transcription factor activity; RNA polymerase II cis-regulatory region sequence-specific DNA binding. The record is from RefSeq and is a predicted model, not a curated record. The transcript is spliced from 2 exons. Gene Ontology annotation, biological process: regulation of transcription by RNA polymerase II. The coding region runs from base 16 to 936 and encodes 306 amino acids.